Messenger RNA from Eruca vesicaria subsp. sativa (arugula), 780 nucleotides. NCBI's taxonomy places the organism in Eukaryota, Viridiplantae, Streptophyta, Magnoliopsida, Brassicales, Brassicaceae. The record is from the annotation of a GenBank genome assembly.
AUGUCUUCUUCUCCACUCCCCUCCAAAUCCAACCCAACGACACGAUCCAUUUCCUUAAACGUCCCACACUCAUCUCGUCCAACUCGCAACCACGAUCUCCGCUACAGCCUCUCCGCUGGUCCUCGUACGAACGAAGAUCGUCCACAAUCUGGAAACGGCGUCGCGGGAAUCCUCUACAAAUGGAUAAACUACGGCAAAGGAUGGAAACGACGCUGGUUUGUUCUCCAAGACGGUGUGUUGUCUUAUUACAGGAUCCACGGUCCGGAUAAGAUCUCUCUCUCCGUGGAAAUGGAUCGGAGAUCGAAGCUUAUCGGCGGUGAGUCUUUGCGGUUUAUUUGCCGCCAUAGCAAACGUGGUGAUGCUCAUAGUCCUGGCAAACCGCUUGGUCAAAUACACCUCAAGGUCUCAUCAAUCGGACAAAGUAUAUCAGACAGCAAGAGAUUUACUGUAUUUACUGGUACGAAGAGUCUGCAUUUACGAGCAGCAACAAGUGAAGAUCGUACAGCUUGGAUCGAAGCUUUGCAUGCUGUUAAAGAAACAUUUCCAAGAAUGUCAAACGAGGAACUAAUGGCAACUACAACUAAUGUAUCGGUUUCGACCGAUAAGCUAAGACAAAGGCUAAUGAAAGAAGAAGUUGACGAGACAAUCAUCAAAGAAUGUGAAGAUAUAAUGAAAAACAAUUUCAUCGCAUUGCAUAAUGAGGUCAUGACGCUUAAACAGUACCAGUGUCAUCUUGUGGAUACUCUCAAGAACGUUACUAGUGUCACAGAGCUCGAGUAA